Molecule: messenger RNA, 7228 nt
Organism: Salmo salar (Atlantic salmon)
Lineage: Eukaryota; Metazoa; Chordata; Actinopteri; Salmoniformes; Salmonidae
Product: glucagon receptor
Biological process (GO): adenylate cyclase-activating G protein-coupled receptor signaling pathway; cell surface receptor signaling pathway
Cellular component (GO): plasma membrane
Molecular function (GO): glucagon receptor activity; peptide hormone binding; gastric inhibitory peptide receptor activity
Source: RefSeq, a predicted model, not a curated record
UGAUACUCCAACAAGCAGCUACAGAGUCGGGACCCCUUCUGUUUGACGUCACACCGGUGCAAAACUGACACCGCGCGCACUGACUGUGUGGCUCUCCUCUCAUUGCACCCAAACGCGCGCCGGUCGAUUUCUCCUCCGCUCCUCCGAAUCGAGUUCUGAGACUAGAAGUACAUCAAAGAUCCGCGUCAAACUCUGUAGUCCUUACUGUCGGUUCUAGAACACUUGACCGUUUUUUUGCAUUCUCUUUCUAUUUCUUUGAAAGUUGGAUUAGCGCAGCUCGUUCGGCAGGAUAUAGUCCGCUUUCCAGCGGUUCCUCAGAAGAUGACCAGUGGUGAAACUGAGAAAGGGAACAGCGAAAGGAGGUCGAUGCUGCCAAAGGUAGAGUGGUCCCCAGGUAAAGCCCUCCUAUGAGGUGAGGUUAAGGUGACCCCUGACCCCGCUCACACAGCGCCCCUCCACCAGGCAGCAGGACUAAGGGAUGUCACGGGGCUUCCUGCUGCUCACGCUGCUCACAGUCUUCUCCAGCAUCCAAGUGUCCCCAGCUAAGCCAUUAAAGGCGUUGAUGCAGAGAUGGGUGAUGUACACGGAGGAGUGUAGCCGCAAUAACAGCAGAGAACCACCGCUCACUGGUGUUGUGUGUAACAGGACCUUUGACAUGUAUGCCUGCUGGCCCGAUGGACUCCCCAACACUACUGUCAGUGUAUCCUGUCCCUGGUACCUGCCCUGGCACCACAAAGUCCAGCAUGGUUGGGUGUACAGGGAGUGUGAUGCGGACGGCCAGUGGGUUCCCCAGAAGAACACUAGCGAGUGUGAUGCUAAUGAUCCUGCUCAGCCUCACUAUGGUCAGAUCCUCAAGAAGUUCCGGACCAUGUACACCGUGGGCUACUCUCUGUCUCUGGGGGCUCUGGUGUUAGCCCUCGGAGUCCUGAUCACUUUCAGGAAGCUCCACUGUAUGAGGAACAACAUCCACAUGAACUUGUUUGCAUCCUUCAUCCUGCGUGCUCUGUCCAUUCUGAUAAAGGACGCCAUGUUGGAGGCUCCCAGCGUCAACAUCGGACAGGACCAGGACAUUACACACUAUGAGGUGGAGUGGCUCGUCAACAAUGAGACGGCGGUGGGGUGUCGUAUCGCCGUGGUGAUGAUGCAAUACAGUAUCAUGGCUAACAGCUAUUGGCUGCUGGUGGAAGGCAUCUACCUCCACAACCUGCUGGUCAUCACCGUGUUCACUGAGAGAAACUACUUCAACAUCUACCUGUGUAUCGGCUGGGGUGCCCCGCUCAUCUUCCUGGUGCCCUGGGUGAUGGUGAAAUACCUGUAUGAAAAUGAGGAGUGCUGGGAGCAGAAUAUCAACAUGCAGUACUGGUGGAUCAUACGAUCACCUAUACUGCUAGCAGUUGUGAUUAACUUCCUGAUCUUCAUCCACAUAAUAAAGAUCCUGGUGUCCAAACUGAGGGCUCACCAGAUGAGAUACUCCGACUACAAGUUCCGGUUGGCUAAGUCUACCCUAACCCUGAUCCCUCUACUAGGGAUCCACUUGGUGGUGUUUGUCUUCGUGACAGAUGAGUCCACCGAGGCCACCAUCGCCCUGCGUCUCACCAAACUCUUCAUCGACCUCUUCUUCACCUCUUUCCAGGGUCUGCUGGUAGCUAUCUUAUACUGCUUUGUCAACAAAGAGGUCCAGUCAGAGAUCCUGAAGAAGUGGAAGCGUUGGAAGCUGGGUCGUAACAUAGAGGAGGAGUACCGCCACACCUAUAGCCAGACGCCCCACCUCAACACUAAGAGCAGCAGCCUGCUGGGUCACGACCCCUCGCACCCCUCCUCCCUGCUCCUCCACCCCCACCUCCCUGACAUCACCACCUCCUCCCCUGCUCCCCCUGGCCAGGGCCCAGGCUGCUCCCCAGAGGAGAAGCACCUCCUGGUAGUGAGCUGUCAGAAUGGCAUGGGGCGGAGCAGGAAGAACACGGGGUCGUCCAUGCAGUUUCCCUCCCUACCACGUGAGGGCACCAUCAGCUGUAGUCACACACUGAUAGAGGAUAAUAUGGAUGAUAUCUGCUUGACGAACAGGGUGUCAGAGUGUUACGAGGCUCCUAGAGGAAAUGCAGAGAGCCACCUCUGAGACUGGAGAGGACGGGGAAGAUUAAUAACGUAACACCCUGGUAACUACAGCAGAGACUGGAGAGGACGGGGAAGAUUAAUGACGUAACACCCUGGUAACUACAGCAGAGACUGGAGAGGACGGGGAAGAUUAAUGACGUAACACCCUGGUAACACUCUGGAGCUGGGCAGUGUGUUUCAGGAGAGGUGUGUUUCUCAAUGGCCGUCACCCUGGACCAAUGUUAAUGAGCGAGAUGGCCUUGACAGACCCAGGACCAGUGUGUGUCUCAAUGUUCGUAUCGUCACCCUGAAACAGUGUUAGUAGGAGAGAGACACCUACUCGUCCCUCUCCAAUCCACAGCCAAAUGAGAGAAACAUAGGACAAGCUAGACCUCCCAUGUUGGAACCCUCUGACCCAGACCAGACCUCCCAUGUUGGACCCCUCUGACCCAGACCUCCCAUGUUGGAACCCUCUGACCCAGACCAGACCUCCCAUGUUGGACCCCUCUGACCCAGACCAGACCUCCCAUGUUGGAACCCUCUGACCCAGACCUCCCAUGUUGGAACCCUCUGACCCAGACCAGACCUCCCAUGUUGGACCCCUCUGACCCAGACCUCCCAUGUUGGACCCCUCUGACCCAGACCAGACCUCCCAUGUUGGAACCCUCUGACCCAGACCAGGCCUCCCAUGUUGAACCCCUCUGUCGUCCUAUGACAGUGGAUGUCCUGCGAGCUACAUGGAUUGAUAUGUGUUUUCUCUUCAACAGACAGUCAGACACACAGCAUGGACUCACUGCUGCUGCAGGACUCACUGCUGCUGCAGGACUCACUGCUGCUGCAGGACUCACUGCUGCUGCAGGACUCACUGCUGCUGCAGAACUCACUGCUGCAUGUUCACAAAGCCAAAACGGAGAAGAAUAAAAACAACUUCCAAAGCUAAAUGUGUAAAAUAAUACCCAGAAACCUCAAGUUGCUAAAUACAGGGUCUUAGCUUUAGCCUCUGGUAUAUGUUGUUGUUGUUGUUGUUGUUGUUAUUGUUAUUGUUGUUGUUGUGUUAAAUUGUGAUGUGUUUUCUGGUACUGGAGACAGUACAGGAAGAAUGAACUGGACAUUCAAACAACACCAACAAAAAACAGGCCACAUGACUACCAUGACUACCAUGACUACCAGGACUACCAUGACUACCAUGACUACCAGGACUACCAGGACUACCAGGACUACCAGGACUACCAUGACUACCAGAAAAACAGAGGAAAUCAUGAUAGAACAAACAACACCAAUACAUGAAUACAUAUUCAUACCCUUCAUAGUUCUUUGUAAAGCUUUUGAUGAGAUACCCCCUUGACCUUGCUGUCCAUUCUGGUUGGAUGACGACAGAGAGAGCGAGCGAGAGAGAGAGAGCGAGAGAGUGAGAGAGGGGGGGGAGAGUGAGAGGGGAGAGAGAGAGGUGAGAGAGAGAGGGGGAGAGAGAGAGAGAGGGGAGAGAGAGAGAGGGGGAGAGGGAGAGAGGGGGAGAGGGAGAGAUAGAGAGUUGUAGAUCAGUUCAACCUGAGUUUGUAUAGGACCAGAGAGAUAGGUUGCUUCCCCAAUUGCACCCUAUUCCCUAUAUAGUGCUAUUUGGGACUCGGACAGAGGCAGCGUUCCUGUAGAGUUGACCCCAGUGUAAGGUCACCACCGCUGGGUUCUACCCCCAUAGUGGCCCCCUUACCUGACCUGAGGACCAGGACAGGACCCAUGAAAACCAUGUAUUUAAAGUAUGGCAGCCAUGUUAGCGACCCAAUACAUUGAGGAUAUUCAAAACAGUGCUAUGUCUAUAAUUAGAACAAUAUUGAACAUUGUAAAAGUUGGCCCAACUCUCUGGAUGUAUGGCUCUGGGACCCCUGACAACAUGGCAGCUGCUUCUUUUACCAUAAAGGUACAAGAGACUUUCUACGAAUCCAGGGGCUGACACAGAUAACGGGGCUGACACAGAUAACGGGGCUGACACAGAUAACGGAUCCAGCUAGUGAUAAUAAUGUUGAUGGUGAUGAUGAUGUUGGUGGUGGUGAUGAUGAUGAUGGUGAUGAUGAUGAGGGUUGAUGAUGGUGGUGAUGAUGUUGAUGAUGGUGAAGAUGAAGAUGAAGAAAAUGAUGACGAUGAUGAAGAUAAUGAUGGUGAUGGUGAUGAUCAUGAUGAUGAUGAAGAUAAUGAUGGUGAUGAUGAUGAUGAUGAUGGUGGUGAUGAUGAAGAUAAUGAUGAUGAGUGUGAUACUGUUGAUUAUCAUCACAUUCUAUACAUUCAUGUAAAGCCACCAAUUUCAGAAUAUUUUUUUUUCUUCCCAAACACAAAAGGUUACGACCUGGAAAAUCUGACUUCAUAUUCGACUUGUGAGUUGUUAGUGUUGUAAUCGUGACAAGUGUUUUAUUUUUCUGAAAUGUUUUUUAGAAGAUGGGAUCAGAAAGUAGAAGAAAAGACAGUGGUUUUCUUCAUUCAGUCUGGCUACCCAAGUCUGUUAGAAAUACUAUAUAUUGUACAUGUUAAUAAUGCAGGACUGGACUGGGACCAGGAAUAGGCCUGGGUAUAUCUAAUGUGUUCCCCCAUUAUUAGACACAUCAUUAUUAUUGUGUAGAAACCCCCCUGAUUUAGACAGGCCCACUGGGCUGAAGAGGGGCCAGCCCAUCUGGCAUUUACACGAAUCCAGCAGCUCUCUCUGUUCAACUCUUCAAGAAAAUGUGUUUUUGUCGUCAUGUUUAAAAUAGCCUUUUUGCCGUGCAUGCAAAUGAAUGUUAAUAUAAUAAUCUGUAAUGGGUUUGAGCCAAUGGUAAACAGUAUCAUCAAGCUUUCCAGAGCUGUAUGUCACAUGAGGUCACUGCAUUCAGUUACAGUAUGUUUUCCCUCACCGCCUCCCCCUACUGAGUGAAUGACCCUACUCUAUGGGGAUAUAAGACCUAUAUCAAGUCCACAUAGGGAGUACAGAGUAGACAUGGGUUCAAAUAUUAUUUCAUUUAUUUCAUAUUCUUUAGGUUGUGCUUCAUUGAGCUUGCCUGGCACGGUGGGACCAAUGAAAUGGUCUGAAUAUGGCAAACCCUGUCCAUCUUGCACUCCAGACAGACUCAAUGACGUGGUCAGUGUUGGAAAGAAAACAAAUACUAUUUCAAUGGUUUCAGGUCACCAUGGUAUUACCUAUUCAAACUACGGAGUCAUUAUAUAAUGAAGCAAUAAGGCCUGAGGAGGUGUGGUAUACGGCCAUUAUACCACGGCUACGGGCUGUUCUUAGUCACAACGCAACGCAGAGGCUGCUGAGGGGAGAACGGCUCAUAAUAACGCCUGGAAUGGAGCAAAUGGAAUGGCUUUUAACCAUGUGUUUGAUACCAUCCCACCUAUUCCACUCCAGCCAUUACCACAGCCAUUACCAAAUGAAGGUGCCACCAACCUCCUGUGCUGGAUACAGCCCUUAGCCGUGGUACAUUGGCCAUAUACCACAAACCCCUGAGGUACCGUGGUACAUUGGCCAUAUACCACAAACCCCUGAGGUACCUUAUUUCUAUUAUAAACUGGUUACCAACAUAAUUAGAGCAGUAAAAAUAAAUGUUGCGUCAUACCCGUGGUAUACGGUCUGAUAUACCACGGCUGAGAGCCAAUCAGCAAUCAGUGCAAACGCUGACUGAUACAUAACGGAAGUAAGGUGUCCAUAUUAGGAACACCUCAGUCUCAAGUCCUGCUGAGGCUGUCCUAAUAUGGACACCAUAUAUAAGAACAAAAUCGAGUCUCAAUUUGCUGAGGUGUGAUGGUAUAUAAACCAAUCAGAAAAAACAUACAUCACACCAUAAUCAAAUCCUGUGACUGUGAUGACAGGAGCACAAGAGUUCACAAGAUGGUUCUCAUUUUACACAGCUUUUCUGGAACAGGACGUCUUUGUGAGAAGGGGGAUGGAUUCUUUUUUUACCAAACAAUUGACAGGAAUAACUCAACUCAACAUGACUUUGUAAGGCUAUUUUCACAAUGUUAAUUUAUAAUUGCUAAAUAUGUCAAUCAUUUUAUGUUAAUGACAUUCAAAUGAUUUGUUUGUUUGUCUUAUAUAUGUGUGUGUGUGGUGUGUGUGGUGUGUGUGGUGUGUGUGGUGUGUGUACUGGCAGAUAUGCCCUGGGUCCAGAGAGGUGGGAGUUACAGGAGUUACAGGAGAAGAUAUAGGAGGAAUCAUCCCCUGCUCUAGAACUUCCUCAGCUGAUGUUGUGUUGCAACAGAGCAAUUCCAUUGGUUGUUGUGUUGCAGCAGAGCAAUUCCAUUGGUUGUUGUAUUGCAACAGAGCAGUUCCAUUGGUUGUUGUGUUGCAGCAGAGCAAUUCCAUUGGCUGUUGUGUUGCAGCAGAGCAGUUCUGUUGGCUGUUGUGUUGCAACAGAGCAAUUCCAUUGGCUGUUGUGUUGCAGCAGAGCAAUUCCAUUGGCUGUUGUGUUGCAGCAGAGCAGUUCCGUUGGCUGUUGUGUUGCAACAGAGCACUUCCAUUGGCUGUUGUGUUGCAGCAGAGCAGUUCCAUUGGCUGUUGUGUUGCAGCAGAGCAAUUCCAUUGGCUGUUGUGUUGCAGCAGAGCAAUUCCAUUGGCUGGUGUGUUGCAGCAGAGCAAUUCCAUUGGCUGUUGUGUUGCAGCAGAGCAGUUCUGUUGGCUGUUGUAUUGCAACAGAGCAGUUCCAUUGGCUGCUGUGUGUGUUGCAGCAGAGCAAUUCCAUUGGCUGUUGUGUUGCAGCAGAUCUGUCCCAUUGGCUGCUGUGUGUGUUGCAGCAGAGCAAUUCCAUUGGCCUCAGUUUUGCAGUAGAGCUGUACCAUCGGCUGCUGUGUGUUUGACGGAGCUGUUCCAUUGACUGCAGGAACUGUGGCUUCACGAGAUACACCCCAAGUCAGAAUUCUCAUUGAGUUAGUCUCAUUGGUUACUGUGUUGAAAUAGAGCAUUCCCAUUGGUUGUUGUACAUGCCAUAAACCAGAGUCUUCUAGGAUCCAGUAAAAUUGGCUUCACAAAGUACAUUGAGGUCAGCAGCUACAUUACGCUCAGUCUAUUUCAUCCCCCUUUGCAUGUAGAUCACAUACGGAGCCAGCACGCAUGAAAUCACACAUUUUACCUUCUGUGCAAAUUAAAUGAAAUAGAAAAAAACUUAAAGACAAA